AUGGUCGCACGUUCUUCUUUCCUGACGGUCUUUGUGACCUUCAUCGCCGUCGCUACGGCUCAGCAAUGCUACGCUGUAGACGGCUCAGCACUCAACAGCACCUUCACACCAUGCAACCCUAGUGCGAAGCAUAGCGGCUGCUGUGCGAGUACAGAUUUGUGUCUGAGCAAUGGCUUGUGCAUGGCAACCACAGACGUUUACAUUGGCAUGAUCUUUUCCAGAGGCUGUACAGACUCGACCGGGAAGGAUGUCGCCUGUCCGCAGUUGUGCCCAGGUCAAGCCACCGAUUUCAACGGCACUACCCCAGUACCUGAAUGGCAACUACAAACAUGCGACGUUGGACAAUACUGUUGCCGCGCAGCAAACGACCCACGAAGCUGCUGCAACAAAUCCACCGCGCCAAAAGUCGCAGCCAUCCUCGACGCCACCCUCCAGCUACCAGACUCACCCGCGGCUAGCGAGACAGAAGACAUGGUCGCUCCCGCCGUCGCCAGCGCACCCUCUCAAGCCACUACUUCACCAUCCACCCAAGCAUGCAGGAUAACGGAGCACCGUCUGAAAGUCGCUACUAUCAUCGGUGGAGUUCUUCUCGGCACAAUCAUAGCAGUCUUGGCCGCCGCCACGCUCUGGAUCUACAAAGAAGAAAGACGACAACGCAAGCUCAAAGAACAUUACGAGACCCAGUUCUCGCAAACCAACGCGUAUCGCAAGGCACUUGCGUCGAGUGCGGUCUCCACACAUGCCAACGACUUUAUGGAAGACAUCAAAGUCAAAUGCAGUGGCCCUGAUUAA
Messenger RNA from Pyrenophora tritici-repentis Pt-1C-BFP, 792 nucleotides. RefSeq names its product Atrophin-1 domain containing protein. NCBI's taxonomy places the organism in Eukaryota, Fungi, Ascomycota, Dothideomycetes, Pleosporales, Pleosporaceae. The record is from RefSeq and is a predicted model, not a curated record.